This is a messenger RNA of Hypanus sabinus (Atlantic stingray), 5650 nucleotides long. It is a transcript of the gene naa30, whose product is annotated as N-alpha-acetyltransferase 30, NatC catalytic subunit. Gene Ontology annotation, cellular component: NatC complex. Gene Ontology annotation, molecular function: protein-N-terminal amino-acid acetyltransferase activity. The record is from RefSeq and is a predicted model, not a curated record. Bases 1675 to 2742 code for a protein of 355 amino acids. Lineage: Eukaryota; Metazoa; Chordata; Chondrichthyes; Myliobatiformes; Dasyatidae. The transcript is spliced from 4 exons. Gene Ontology annotation, biological process: N-terminal peptidyl-methionine acetylation.
UUCGAGACUAAUCCCUCCUGAGGCGAUAACACUGAUGGAAUGGCAAAGAUGGGAGUCAUUGUGUUGUUUCUGCUGAAGGGUCUUGGUUUGAAACAUCGACUGUAUUUUUUCCUGUAGAUGCUACCUGACCUGCUGAGUUGCUCCAGCAGUUUGUGUGUGUUGCUUGGAUUUCCAGCAUCUGCAGAUUUCCUCUUGUUUGCCAAUGAGUACUUAAUGGGUUGACUGGCUCCAUUUUGUAUUGUGAUAAGUAACUUAGAGAGGCUGGGUUGGAUGAGGAAGCCCCUCAAUUAUCGUAGUGGUGUACCACCUGAGGGAGCCACAUUAGUGGCAACAGUCCUGUUGGUUCUAAGGAAUGUAAUAGAACACUACAUAGUGCAUUGACUAGGAAUGUAUGGACAAAAUGUUCCUAAUGUAGGGAUGUUAAAUAAAAGUAAAUGUGCAAAGAAGGUUUUAAGAAACCAGCUCAUACUGCUUACCUUUACAAUUUCAUUAUUUCUCUGGUGUGGGCAACAUUACCAGAAAACUGGGGUUGCAUUUAUCUCAACCUUGUUUUGUAUCCAGAUUCAACUAAAAGCUAUUCCUACGGUUUGUAAAUAGUAUAAUAGUGAUAUAUCACACAUUUCUAAAGUGAAUUUUUUGAUUUCAAAGUAAAACUUCCUUAUAGAAGCACGGAAUCUGAAAUUAAAAAAAAAAUUUAAAAAGGAAAUUUUCAUUGGGUCACUUGAAUGGGAUCUGAUGCCUGAUCUGAGUGCUUCCAUCAUUUUUGUCUACCCUUUGGAAUUUUUGAAUUGACCAUUAUCCUGCCAAGGAGGAUGAUAAUUAAUAUUUGCAGUAUGAACUAUUUCCUACUUUAAAUUAAAGAAACAUUCAUCGAGAUCCUCAGUUUACAAUGUCUUACAUAAUUUGUCAUAAUCAAGAACAACAUAUGAUCAAAGCGGACGGGAAUGCUUAUAAUACGUUGGACAAAAAUGAACAUUUAAGUAUUUCACCAUCAGCAAAGCCAAACUCACAUAAGCGACAUUGCAAUGAUAGAAACACCAGGCAGAUCUGGAAGAGUCAGUGUUAAAAGCUAUAUACAGUAAUUACAGCUGCGAAUGAGAAGAGGAUAAGAAAAUUUCAGAUCCGUGAUGUUAUUCUUUUUUAAACAAAGCAUACAGACGCUUGCAUUCAUCCCACCAGGAAAACAUGAAGAGUUUUACACCUUCGCAGCUUGCAGCCCUCAGUCAGUCAAAGGUCAACGUCGUAAAAAGUUAAUAAAGGCGGAGAGCGUGCGGUAUUUACGACAGCGGUUGACGUUCCCGGGGGCAGUGAGGUCGCGCGGUCCAUUUCUUUUACGGCAGUGCCUGGGUCGAGAGUGGAAACGGCCUCGAGUGACGGGCUGCGGGUCGGUGCCGCUUGCGCUGAGAGUUUCUCUCGGGUUUCAGUUUCUUUCUCACCUCCCCGCCCCUUAUUUCUUUUUUAUUUCCUGUAAUAGUGCCGGUGUUGGGCUUCACCUGACAAACCCGGCUUGGCCUGCUCCGGUCCACCACCUCGGGAUGUUCGAGUACAACAAGUAGCAAGUUUCUUCCCCCAUCCUCCCCGCCCCACCAACCCCUCACCCGCGGUGGGAUCCGCCUUUCCCCCCUUCUGGCUCAUUCGCCCACAUGCUGUCGCUGCAUUUCUUCACUCUUUAGGAUGUCGGACCUGCCAGCUGGGCCCAGCGUGCUUUCCCCACCCCUCACUGAAAUUUCGGCCUUUCCCGCUGCUCUCAAUCACUCCGCAGGCUACGGCCAGCUGUCCGAGCCACAGCAGAGAGAGAACAGCGAGAAGCAAGAGGCUACCUUACACGGUUCGGGGCAGGAAUGUGUCGACGAAGUUGGGCCGAAACCGGCAAAUAGUGUUCUAGCCUUCUCGGAGACUACCCGAGCGAAGAAGGGUGUGCUGCACCUUCAUCAUCAUCAUCAGCAACAGCGAGUACUGAACGGCUGCGUUAUUCUCAACCCGGAGCUCCAGUACAAAGCGGAUCGCACAGCCCGGGUCUCCAAUGCAGAGGCCGGCGCCGAGUUGAACGCGGGACUGUCACUGUCCCAAAGUGGCAGAAGGAAACCUGACGCCAGCAAUUGUGGGAAUCCCGAAGUGAACCAUGCGAAUCAAAGGACUGCCGAGGCGGCUGAGGCCGACACUCAAAUGCCCAGGGAUGGACCUGAUCGGAUUGGUGUCAGGCCGGAUGACGGGGAUCAGUCGUGCCUGAUCGCCUCGGUAGCCGGUUGUAGUUUGCAUGCCCAGCAGGAGCCCGACACAAACGAAAGGAUACGUUACGUUGGCUAUGAGUCAGAGUUGCAAAUGCCGGAUAUAAUGAGGUUGAUCACGAAGGAUUUGUCUGAACCCUAUUCCAUUUAUACCUAUAGAUAUUUUAUUCACAACUGGCCACAGCUUUGUUUUCUGGCUAUGGUUGGAAAUGAGUGUGUGGGUGCCAUUGUCUGCAAGUUGGACAUGCACAAGAAGAUGUUCAGGAGAGGAUACAUAGCUAUGUUAGCAGUGGAUUCCAAGUAUAGAAGAAAAUGUAUCGGCACAAAUCUAGUGAAGAAAGCAAUUUAUGCUAUGGUAGAAGGUGACUGUGAUGAGGUUGUUCUGGAAACUGAGAUUACAAAUAAAUCUGCUCUGAAACUCUAUGAAAAUCUUGGAUUUGUGAGAGACAAAAGGCUGUUCAGAUAUUACUUAAAUGGAGUUGAUGCAUUGCGUCUUAAACUGUGGCUACGUUAAAGAAAUUAAAAGGACAAGUUCAAAUGAGUCCUUUUGGCAUGCACUGCAAUUUUUUAUGAAUUGCUUUGCAAUAGGGCUCUUGAUUUCAAUGCAGCUCUUAUCUGUCUGUGUCUCCAUUGAGUGUCACAUACAUUUGUUGCACUAUGGCAUGGCGCAUUUGUGCUAAAUUUAAAAAAGGAUUUUUUUUCUCAAAAUUGUCAAAAUAUUCAUGGAUGAACUGUGAUACCAGAAAGAUGAAACAUUUUUGAAAUGCAUCACUUUAGUGAAUGUGAGAAACGAUAUAAUGUUGCCUGUCUUUUGCAGCAGACAGCAUCUCAAAUGACUUAUUGGUGGAAAAUGUUUUGUGGCUUCCAGAGAGCUUGUAUGUUGAUAUUUCUCCAUGGAUUUACACCAACAUUUCAUUCAGAAAUUUGCCAGAUUAAAUAUUGAACUCCUCAAAAGGGUGUUAAUUCUGUUUUUCAGAUUUUAUUUUUCAUAUUUAAAUUUUCCAUGUAAUAAUUCUUGGUACCUCAGUGAUUACUGAAUGAAGAAAGCACAUAUUAGGAGUCGUGUGUAUGUGUGUGAGCAUAACAACAAAAUAACAUUACGUCUGCCAGUGCCUGUAUAGAUGUGCAUUUAAGUCUCAUUUCAAGUUUGAGUGCAUGCUUUUUUGUUUCCAGACAAUCUUGCAGCAGGGUUUGUGAUUUUAUUUGAACAAUGAUUUUGGUGGUGAGUGACUCUGCUUUUUCCAUGAUUAUGAUUCUUCCCCUCCACCCCCCAAACAAAAAAUGCUAUUAUUGCUUUGGGAACUAUCUGGUAAUUUAAGUGAAAGAUUUUUUUAUUUUUUAAAAAAUUGUCAAAUAGUUGAUAUACCAUCCCCUUGCACGCCACAAUAUUUUGCUGGUUCUUUAUAAUGCACUUUUCUUGGUUUAAAUAGAAUUUUAAAUAGCAGAUUGUAUGUUUGAACGAUUUUAACCAAGAAUUGAUUCGGAAUCUUGAAAGCCAUGAAAGAGUGGAUUUUUUAAGUUAUUGGGACACAUUUUAUUGUCCAUAUUAGUAUGCAAGCAGGUCAUCUGCAGGAUCCCCACCUACUACCUACAUAACAUGGCCAUUUCUAAAGGACAUAAUUUGAAGUGCAUUUUACCAAAUUUAUUUCAACGUCUGUAAUCCUCCUGCAGCAGAGCUUUCCUUUUCGAGCUAAUUAUUUUCACUCUUGAAUAUAUGAGCUACUUGGAUCUUUACUAUUUUGCAUUUCAAGAUAAAUAACACAAUCUGCCUUAUUUUUUUUUUCGGAAGGGUAGAUGGCCACUGAACAAUGGAUUUGAUGCAUUAAUAAGUUUACAGUUACUGAACAUCAGAUGAGUUUUGAGCAGAGCAUACUUUAUAGAUGGAUCCUUGGACUUAUGGACUUGCAUAAACCAACUUGAUUUCAUUGCCACACAGUUUUACUGGAGUUGAGGAUAGUGUAUGAGAUUGAACAACUGUUCAAUGUCACUGAUUUAAUUCUGUGUUGAAUUAUUGAACUUCUGUUUCGUCAGUAAAUGUUACUGAACUCACUAGUAUCUCUGCUACUCUCCAAAGAGCAGGAAUAAAUCUACAGAAAGGGGUUAAACGGAAAUUGCAAUGUUUGUAAGAUACUCUGUAAGAUACAGUAAAUAAAGUGAAAAGUGGUUUUAAGGUCUGAUAUUUUGUGGUUUAAAAAUGUAUAGGAUAUUUAAUCAAUAAUUUAAUGUUGCCACAGUAAUUUCACAAAAAUAAGUUCUGGAAAUUUUCUUUAUUUCAUGGACAUUUUCAGAGGUGAUCUUAAAAUUCAAGGUCCUAGAUAAAGAAAUAAGCAUCACUUCAAUAAAAUUUCCUCUUGGGAAUGUGGCAUUUUCCAGAUGUACUCAGCAAAUACAUUUCUAAAACUUUUGGCUGAUAGCUUUUUAUACAGAUGAAAUUCUGUUGAUUACAAAGCUUCUCAGUAUUUAAGAAUCUGUUUAUGAAUUGUUGAAUGAUAUAAAAUCCCUCUUUUGAUGAUUGCCUCCACCAUGUGGAACUAAUUCAAUUGACCAUAUCUGAAAACCCUGUGAAGGUGUUGCAUACUCAAAUCAUUUUCAUUUUAUCAACGUGUAUUUUCAGUGCCUGAAGGAAUGAAACUUACGAACUGAGAUGUUCAAAGUCAAACUAAAAUGUUGAAUUAGAUGGCUCCAAUUCUAUUUGUAUAAAGAGAGUUUUUAAAACUCUUAUUGUGCCAGAAUGCAAUUUGUAGUAAUUAGGGAUGUUAAGAAAUGGCAUCAAUGUCUGAGGAAUGUUAAGAUCUUGUUUGUUUCUAAGGGUACAUAUGUUAUUUUUGUUUUCUGCAAUUUGAAGUAAGAAGAAUACAAACCAAAUCUGAUUUAAUCUAACUAAAAAAAAACAAAGCUAAGGCUUAAUUGAUUUGCCACUAAAAAUAAUUCCAUAGAAAGCAAGAUCCCUGAUAUGCACUUUUCUAGAAACUACCACAUGAUUUCCAAUAAACACCCCCAGAUAAGCCUACCUGUGUAACUAGAACCUAAAAUGAAACUUGAGUCAAUUAUCUUAAAAUAUUCAGCCAUUUUGUAGCUAUUGCAACAGUGAAAUCGCUAAUUCUGUUUCAUCUUCUGCAAAGUUGCAUCUGUUGACAUAGGUCUGCAUCAUUAAACUAAUGGUAACUCUGAAGUUAAUAUGUAUUUAUCAACCAAGUACCAAAUUUUAGCUGCACAAUUAGGGCUUCAUUGUAGCCGAAACAGUUUGCAAAUUAAAGGUCGCACAUUUUAUAGUAAAUCUGCAGUUCUCCAAGUUUCUCAAUACAUUAACUGCAGCUGUAAAAUGUUAGGGUAUGCUCAUUUUAUCAGUAAUGUUGUGAAUUGCAUUCUAUUUGUUUAGACAUGUAAUAGAUAUAACAUUGAUUCUUAUGCCUGUGGCAAAG